AUGCCGCCCAAGCUGACGGACGACACACCUGUUACUUUCCUGGAGCACAAUCCAAAGCGUGCGGGAUCCAAGGCUCAUGAGCGGUUUCAGCGCUACAAAGUCGCGAAAACAGUAGCGGAGGCGCUCCGACUAGGUGCAAGCCGAAGUGACAUCACAAACGACAUCAAGGCUGGAUUCUGCACCUCGGGCGCACUUCCUCCCAAGGAGGCCCAGAAGAGGCCCCUGGAUUCUGGCCCUCUACCGAAGGCGAAGGUGCAGCGUGAGGAGGGAAGACAGCCCGUGUCAAUACCGGAGCCCUCUUUGCCGGAGCCUUCUCGGGAGCCUCCAGAACCAAGCAGCUCAUCGAUGCCACGAGAGCAGGAUGCUUCCAAACCGCAGCCGCUUCAGCAAGUGGACUUGUCUUUUGCGAACAUGUCGGGCAAGCCAAUGCGGUAUGUGAAGCGGACGAUGGGUGAGGCCAAAAGGCUCCUGAGUCCUGAAGGGCUUGCCGAAGCAGAGAAAAGUGGCUACCGCUUCUGCUUGAAAGACAAAGAGAAUCUGGCUCGAUGGUUCGUCCAACUCAGGGACAUCAACCCAGACGGCAAGCUCGCAGCGGACCUUAAAAAGCACAACUUAGAUGCUAGCAUAGACUUAGAGCUGGUGCUGCCGGAUGGUUUCCCCAUGGAGCCGCCUUUUGUUCGGGUUGUGUAUCCACAGCUCAAAGGUGGCUUCGUGUUUGAGCGUGGGGGUAUUUGCUUUGAGCCACUUACACAGAAGGGCUGGGCUCCCUCCAUGACUUUGCCAACACUGGCAAUUGCCAUCAAGGGGAUCCUGGAUUACGGGGACGUGCGGAUCGCUGGGGUUGGGGACAGAGCCAACAGAACUGUGGCUCAUUACACAGAGGAGGGCGCUCGCAAGGAUCACACAGCCAUAUCAGCUGCCCACCGUGGGGGGGAGAGCAAUACUUAUGGCAAGAACUACACCAGUUGA
Molecule: messenger RNA, 969 nt
Organism: Symbiodinium sp. CCMP2456
Lineage: Eukaryota; Dinophyceae; Suessiales; Symbiodiniaceae
Source: the annotation of a GenBank genome assembly